AUGGUCACUGAGACUAACAGGUAUGCCCACCAACGGUUGGACGCUUUGGAGAGGCGUGGUCUGCUGGCCCCACAGUCACGCUUCCGCAAAUGGGUUGAUGUGACAGUGGAGGAGAUGAAAAGGUUCAUAGCUAUCCUUUUGUCCAUGGGCAUCACCCGUCGCAAAAAUCUUGCAGACUAUUGGAGUACCAACCCAAACCUGUACAUACCUUAUUUUAGCAGAAACAUGUCUUUCAAGCGCUUUGAACUAAUAACAAGUAUGUUUCAUCUAUCUUCUAUCGUUUCUCCACCCGCGGGUCAACCAGGGUAUGACCCUUGGGCGAAGAUACGGGAGUUCAUAGAUCAACUGAAUGAUUCGUUCAAAGCGUAUUUUGUUCCAGCCCAACAGGUAUGUAUUGAUGAAUCAAUGGUCGGCAUGAAAAACCGGACUACAUUCAUUCAAUACAUGCCUAAUAAGCGGCAUUCUCGUUUUGGAAUCAAAAAAUUUGAGCUCUGCGAUUCUGCGACGGGGUAUGUCAUGCAAAGUGUAUUGUACAGUGGUAAGUACUUUUUGUCCAUGGGGUCAGAUCCCUUCACCCAUAAAGUAGUUGCAUACCUGCUUGGCAAAGCGGCUUUACUGGACAAAGGCUACCACUUGUUCACUGAUAAUUUCUACACGAAAAUUCGCUUGGCCCGCUGGUUGUCCGAUCGCAACACCUUUUUGACAGGGACGGUCAACAAGCGGAGCAAGGAAUUGUCGACAGCUGUUUUGGGUGCAAGUUUAGAGGUUGGUGAGGCACUGUAUUACAGAAUGAGGCUUGAACCUACGGGAUCAGUCCUCUUUGUGAAAUACAGGGAGCGUGCAACCAGGAAACCGGUUCACCUCAUCACCACUGCUAUACAUGCGCAAAACACUGAAUCUACCAGUGCGAGUGGCCGCAAAUCAACAAAGCCGCUUGUUAUCCAGGUGUAUAACAAACACAUGGGUGGGGUGGAUCUGAAAGAUAAGAGUGUUUACCAUCUGUCUUGCACUCGUACUUCGAUCAAGUAUUGGCGGAAGAUAGUUUACAAUUUUACUGACAUGGCCAUGCUGAACGCGUACUUGUUGUACAAGUGUCAGCAUAGCGACAAGCCUAUGCCCAGAUCUAAAUUUGUUGGCAGUAUAAUUGAUCAAUUAUCUUUCGCUAAUGCGGCUCCCCCUCCCUUGCCAAUUGCUGGUCCUACUGGUGACAUCCCUGGCCCACACGACAUUGGUAAAUUGCCAAACAGGAACAAUCGGGAGUGUGUCGUGUGUAUGGAGAAACAUGGCCUGAGGCGUCGCACAUCUUUCUGGUGCCCUACGUGCAAUGUAGGAGUCCACCCUCUCUGCAAUGUAUCCAUGGACCACAAUCCAGAGCUGUACAGACGCCGCCAUGGUCGGAAGCCUACCCAGUAG
Macrosteles quadrilineatus (aster leafhopper) is the source of this 1413-nucleotide messenger RNA. Its product is annotated as piggyBac transposable element-derived protein 4-like. The transcript has a single exon. Bases 1 to 1413 code for a protein of 470 amino acids. Lineage: Eukaryota; Metazoa; Arthropoda; Insecta; Hemiptera; Cicadellidae. The record is from RefSeq and is a predicted model, not a curated record.